CACGCGCUAGAAAAGCCCGAGCAGACCUCGCGGAUGACUAUUCAAAAAGCAACACGCCGCUAAGCUGCCCGAUACCUUCUGAAGCUCAAAAUAGCAAAAAAGCGCUCUAUAGCAAGUAACUUAUAAUAGCGAAAUAAUAGCGUUCUUUUAGCAUUUGGAUUAUUCAGCAUGUGUGGCCGUGUAAUAAUCGAGUAGAGCUGCGGAGUAGUCACGGACGUAGAUAUCAGAGUCAAUAGGUGCUCACCAGUCGAACUUGCCGACCUGAUCCUCGUAGAGGCAGAGCGAAAGGUUGAACAAACUGAAGAGGAGGAUGAGACACUGGAGAAACUGCGAGUCUGUGAACAGCCGGUUGAAGUUUCCUCGGAAAUUCGGACUCGCGAUCAGCGAAGGAGCCAUGGCGAUGUGGGUUGAGUCGACGUCGUCGUCGUACACACUCGUACGCGACCUAGCCUAUAUUAUGCUGGAUGAUGGGUCUCGAGCGGGGGGGUACGUGUACCUAUAGGUGUAUAGUAUAUAUAUAUAUAUAUGUGCCGUCGCGCCAGGCAGCAGAGCAGCUGCUACGACGAUAUCCUCUCGCCCCCUUCCAUAACCAUAAGACCUCGAGCUGCGCCCCCUGUGGCUAAAAUGGGUAUCGGAAAAGCGAGUGUACGAUGCGGGAUGCCGAUGCACAAUACAAAACAUGUGCAUUUGUGAUACUCUAACAUUAUGGUGCGACAAUGAGAUCAUCUCAUUGACGUCCUCCCUAAUCUCAUGCACAGAUUUAGUAUAGAUUUCUUUAUAUCCCUUCUAUAAAGUUAAACAUAAAGUAGAAUUGAUAAAAAUGAUGGAACUUAGGGAACCAAAAAGGAAAAAAGGUGGAGGCAGACUGGUUCCUAAAUCUUCGCUGCCACUUGUUUUUGGCAAUAAGGGUGAAAUAACUAAAUUUCAUGCUAAUCUCACAGCCCUGGGAUCAUGCAUAGCAGAUCCUACAGAAAUGGAAAUAGUUUACAAAAUGGGUUGUUUUGGCAAAGGUUCUCUAUCACGAAGUCAUCCACAAUUUGGAAGAUCUAAAUUCGGCGUACCACCUGUGAUUCGUACUAGGCAAUGGCAGCGUCGUCAAAACUGGAUUAGUGAAGUACAAAAACUUAGUAUAGAAUCAUUUUUUGAUGACGAUAAUAAUGAAACUGAUCAAUCAAAAAAUGAAGAAAAUAUUAGCCAAGAUGGUGAAGACAGGUCUAUUGAUAAUCAAGAUUUGAAUAAUUCUAUAGAGACAAUCGAAAGUAAUUGUGGAUCAAGUACUGUACCUGAUGGAGAAUGUCCUGUAAAUCAAGGGAAGCUAGCGUCGGACAUUGAAUUAGUAGGUGGUGGUGUAAAUAGUAUUCAAACCAAUGGGCGAACCAGUCAGACAAACAUGGAAGUAGAUGAAGUUGUGCUUGACUCGACAGAAGAAGAAGAUGUUUCUGAGGUUUCUGUAGACACUUACAACUUAGAUAAUUUUGAUAAGACUGAUCUCUUCAAUAAAGAUGUAAAUGAUGAGUUUCAUAAAGAUGUCAGGAGUAUGGAAGGAACAGUUUUAGUUUUACCAGAUAGUGACUCUGACACAGAAAAUUAUUUGAUAGAUAUUAAACCAGAAAUAAAGCAUGAAAAUUUCCCUGUCAGAGAAACGUUGCACCUCACAUUUGAAGAAACCUUCUUUUUAAUGUAUGGGCUUGGGUGCUUAAGAGUCAUAGACUUUGAUGGAAAAUUUCUUAGUAUUAGUGAAACUUGGGAAUAUUUUUGUAAAGAACAAAAAAGUUUCUUACAGAAAUAUGUUGCAUAUCAUUACUUUCGCAGUAAAGGGUGGGUUGUAAAAACUGGUCUUAAGUAUGGUGGUGAUUAUUUACUCUACAAAGAAGGACCAGCAUUUUACCAUUCAUCAUACAUUGUGAUUAUUGAUGUUUUGGAUGCAGUCACUCUCAAGAGGAUUGAAAGUAAAGUAAAUAGAAAUAUGACAUGGAAUAAAUUUAUUGGAUUAGAAAGACUAGCAGAAACUGUUAAAAAGGAAGUACUUAUUGCUCAAGUACUAUGGCCUUCAACAGUUCCAAUAGACAUAGUUCCAACAUCUCCAGAUGUUCUUUCUCAAUUUACAGUUAGAGAAGUUUUAUGGAGAAGAUGGAAAAUCACCCAAGAAACAGGAUCUAACGAUGGAUAUACAUGUGAUGCAUCUUGUGAAUAUGAUGAAUACUACGAAAGUGACUAUUCAUCUUAAAAUAUAAUUAAAUGCAUGUAUAAAAGAUGAUUAUGUAUGUAAAAUUAACAAAUCAAAUUCUUUGUAUGUACAUCGUUAUUUAUAGUUUUUUUAUGAAAAGUAAAUUACAGUUUUGCAUAACAUACUUAAAAGCUACUAUCAUGUAUAUAUAAAUAUAUUUAAAACAUAUUUCCAAUA
Molecule: messenger RNA, 2404 nt
Organism: Nasonia vitripennis (jewel wasp)
Lineage: Eukaryota; Metazoa; Arthropoda; Insecta; Hymenoptera; Pteromalidae
Gene: Tsen2
Product: tRNA-splicing endonuclease subunit Sen2
Exons: 5
Coding region: 821-2227 (468 amino acids)
Biological process (GO): tRNA splicing, via endonucleolytic cleavage and ligation; tRNA-type intron splice site recognition and cleavage
Cellular component (GO): tRNA-intron endonuclease complex
Molecular function (GO): nucleic acid binding; tRNA-intron lyase activity
Source: RefSeq, a predicted model, not a curated record